GUUAUUUUAAUUAAAAUCUUGUUAGAGAUAGAUUGAAGUAGCCAUUGAAAUAUCUGAAUUAUCUUGUUAAAUCGUUGAAUGUUCAUACGAUUUAAUUCGUGAUUUGAUGACAGGGGCGGUAACAAAUGUCGCUCGAUCUCACGUAUUCUUGUUGAUCGUUGGUUGUCAAGUUCAGCAAUUGUAGCAUUGAUUAAUAUAUAAAGACAGAUUAAUCAUGAUUCGUUUCAUCCUGAUUCAAAACAGAGCUGGAAAAACGAGAUUAGCAAAGUGGUACAUGAAUUUUGAUGAUGACGAGAAACAAAAGCUAAUAGAGGAGGUACACGCAGUGGUGACUGUACGAGAUGCUAAACAUACUAAUUUUGUCGAGUUUCGUAACUUCAAGAUUGUAUAUAGAAGAUAUGCUGGCUUAUACUUUUGUAUUUGUGUCGAUGUCAACGAUAACAAUCUCUGUUACCUAGAAGCAAUACAUAAUUUUGUUGAAGUACUAAAUGAAUAUUUCCACAAUGUAUGUGAAUUGGAUCUUGUAUUUAAUUUUUAUAAGGUGUAUACAGUUGUAGAUGAAAUGUUUCUAGCAGGUGAAAUAAGGGAAACUAGUCAAACAAAAGUACUGAAACAGCUGCUGAUGUUAAAUUCAUUGGAAUAAAUUUAUUUAAUGUUAUUUAAUUCUAUUGAAGAUAUUGUAAAAGAUGUAAAAAGUGAAAUACAUUGUGUGUAACAAA
Messenger RNA from Frieseomelitta varia, 719 nucleotides. RefSeq names its product AP-2 complex subunit sigma (gene AP-2sigma). Lineage: Eukaryota; Metazoa; Arthropoda; Insecta; Hymenoptera; Apidae. Gene Ontology annotation, molecular function: clathrin-cargo adaptor activity. Gene Ontology annotation, cellular component: membrane coat; intracellular membrane-bounded organelle; AP-2 adaptor complex. The record is from RefSeq and is a predicted model, not a curated record. The transcript has 4 exons. The coding region runs from base 215 to 643 and encodes 142 amino acids. Gene Ontology annotation, biological process: intracellular protein transport; clathrin-dependent endocytosis.